Messenger RNA from Perca flavescens (yellow perch), 1155 nucleotides. Its product is annotated as trafficking regulator of GLUT4 1. Bases 315 to 989 code for a protein of 224 amino acids. The record is from RefSeq and is a predicted model, not a curated record. NCBI's taxonomy places the organism in Eukaryota, Metazoa, Chordata, Actinopteri, Perciformes, Percidae. Gene Ontology annotation, cellular component: membrane. The transcript has 5 exons.
GAUCCACCCAGCCUGCCAGGAGACUCCCCAUUUCACACUGCGAUGCUGGAACACCGCCGCUUCUCCAGCUUUCACAUAAAAUAAAGGACACUGUCGGAUUAUCCACAAAUAUUGUUCGUUUGCACGUACAUCGUGGCUGUAGAGAUGUUCGGUCACGUCUGAUUAUUUUUUUUUAUGCACCUGAGAAUAACUAUGCCAAAGCCAGGCACUCUCCGGCUGUGUUGAGACAAGCGCUGGAUUUAAAAGGCGAACUACAGGCAGACAGCACACACAGGACUGUACUACAACUAGAGGCUUCCAUUUCUGCUGCCAGCAUGGCUGUGAACAUCAUGCCAGCUCCUGCCAUUGGGCCAGGUAAGGAACAACCAUCGCUGCUGGACCAGGAGGACUCUCUGUCGAGCCAAGCCCCCAUCUCUGUGCCAUGCCCACCAGUCGCGGAUGAACCACACAUCCACAGCAGCAGCAGCAGCCAGGUCAGCACGCAGCCUCCCCGCAGCAAAUCCAAAGGCGAGCUAGUCAUAGUCAUCAACGAGAAGCUGAAGAACAGCAAUGGGAUCCACCCAACGUCCACAGAGAGCACCUCUCCAGUCAUCUGCUCUCCUCCCAGAAGACAACACUCCAUCUCUUACCCCCAUCACAGCAAGAGCAGGAAGGGGAGCAGGGCGAGCUCUAUCGGCUACACUGCCUUUUCGCCAAGGCCGUCAAUUUCUCGCCACUCCAGCAUCGCCACCAACCCGCCCUUGGACCGGUCCAAAGUCAAAGACUACCUCUUCCUGUCCGUGCUAGCCUGCUUCUGCCCUGUCUGGCCCAUCAACAUUGUGGGAUUUGUCUACUCCAUCAUGUCCAAGAACAGUCUCGAGCAGGGAAACCUGGACGGUGCUGUGCGUCUGGGACGUGUGGCCAAGAUGCUCUCUGUGGUGUCACUAGUAGGAGGGACGGUCAUUAUCAUCGCCUGCAUUGUCAACCUCGCCAUAAAUGUGAAAACCUGAGUUUCAUCCCAGGAUGAAACUGGAUAAGGCAACUGACCGUAUGGCCCACACCUGCACCACCGUCUUUACCACCUAGUCAUUACCUGGAUGUGUGACAAAUAUGCACCCGAUAUACAGUGCUUACUUGUAUUUCUGUAAUCUAUAUAAAUCCCUUUUUGCUAAUGGA